AUGGGACAAAUCAAGCACAGCCAUGUACAAAUAAGAGGACAGAUAUUGGCACUGAUUUGCAAUGGAUUCUUGUAUCCAGGUCCAAAGGUGGUGUUGUUCCCUCAUGGAUUCCCAGAAAUCUGGUACACUUGGAGGCAUCAGAUGAUUGUUGUUGCUGAUGCUGAUUUUGGCCGGCUAGAGAUCAAGACAGUUAUAAGAAACAUCUGCAUUCUCUUCUCUGGAGCUGAGCUACCAAUAGCUAGAGAUGACCAAGAGAUCAUGGACUUGGUCGAUCCUUCUACUCCUCUAACACCAUGGUUCUCUGAGCAAGAUCUUGCAGUUUAUUCAUCUUUAAUUGUAUGUGAACUCAGAAUUCCGUUUUCCAUUACAAGAGUAGACUCUGGAGAAACGUCAAGCAUUGACUGCAUCCUAAAGAUGCCUGGCAUGAAGGAGGGCGUAAAGGAGCGGACAAGCAAAGAGUUUUGA
This is a messenger RNA of Hevea brasiliensis (rubber tree), 465 nucleotides long. RefSeq lists its product as uncharacterized. Bases 1 to 465 code for a protein of 154 amino acids. The record is from RefSeq and is a predicted model, not a curated record. The transcript is spliced from 4 exons. NCBI's taxonomy places the organism in Eukaryota, Viridiplantae, Streptophyta, Magnoliopsida, Malpighiales, Euphorbiaceae. Gene Ontology annotation, molecular function: hydrolase activity.